This is a messenger RNA of Gigantopelta aegis, 3695 nucleotides long. Its product is annotated as phospholipid scramblase 1-like. The record is from RefSeq and is a predicted model, not a curated record. Gene Ontology annotation, cellular component: plasma membrane. Gene Ontology annotation, biological process: plasma membrane phospholipid scrambling. Gene Ontology annotation, molecular function: phospholipid scramblase activity. The transcript has 10 exons. Lineage: Eukaryota; Metazoa; Mollusca; Gastropoda; Neomphalida; Peltospiridae. The coding region runs from base 123 to 1046 and encodes 307 amino acids.
CAAAAAGUGUUGAUUCAUGGAAAACAAUACCGUUGUCUAAGUGUGUGUUAGCUUGGAUUAAAAAACAGUAUUAAAAUUUCAUUUAAGGAAGAACCAGAUCAUUCCACUACUAAGACUAGAAAAUGUCUCAGCCUGUUACCAGUCAACCACAGGGCCAGGGCACACCAGGAUAUGGUACUAACCCACAAGCUGGUUAUGGCGCUCUACCAGGCCAAUAUGGAGCUCCACCAGGCCAAUAUGGAGCUCCAACAGGCCAAUACGGAGCACUACCAGGCCAAUAUGGAGCACCGCCAGGCCAAUAUGGAGCACCACCAGGCCAAUACGGGUCUCCUCCAGGAUAUCAGCAUCAGAACCAGCAGUAUACCCAGGGUCAACCUCAAAUGCAGCCAAUUCUUGGACAACCCGUUCAGUGGAUGAAUCGUCCUCAGGCGAUUCCUGGUUGUCCGCCGGGCUUGGAGUAUCUCACACAGCUAGACCAGCUACUCAUAAAACAACAGAAGGAAGUUCUCGAAAAAUCUGGUGAGUGCACUAGACAGUGCUGUGGCUCCGAUUGUGGAUUUAUUAUGCAUAUUACUGACAACAUGGGACAGGAGGUUAUCCGAGUACAGAGAGAGUUCAAGUGUUGUGCGGGUUGUUGCUGGUGUGCCGAUGUUGAUUGCUGUGCUUACUUCCUGACCGUUGAGUCGCCUGUCGAAAACCCAAUCGGAUAUGUCAGACAGAUGAAAAGCUGCUGGAAAGCACAGUAUGCUAUUCUUGAUGUUUACAUGAAUAUGGUUCUCCAGAUUAAGGGCCCAUGCUGUAUUUGUGAUGGACCUUGCUGCACCUGGGAUCAGGAAUUCAAUGUUUUCUCUAGAGAUGAGAGUACAAAGGUCGGUAAGAUCAGUAAACAGUGGCCUGGGCUAUUUAAAGAGAUCUUUACUGAUGCUGACAACUUCGGUGUUACAUUUCCAGUGAAUCUUGAUGUAAAAAUGAAGGCAAAUCUUCUGGCAGCUGUCUUUCUUAUUGAUUUCGUGUUUUUUGAGAUGUCACAGAGCCUACUUCAAUAGGGCUAAACUAACAGACUGAUUGAAAUUAUACCAGCAUUCCAAUAUGUUUCAUGUGUGUAAUGUUGUGCUUUUUGAUGUGUAAUCUACAUUUAGUGUAAUAUUCUUUGUGGAAGUCAGAUCACGUGCAUGUAUCUGGGACGUGUUCAGGAGGCAGAGCGCUUGACAAUUUGACAUGUACCAUGUCUUCUGUCCCAUCACAUUCAUCUAAUUGUGGGCGCAGAAACCAGUCUAGUGAGGGACCGCGAUCACUCACUCUCUUGAACUCACCUCUGCUGAUUGGUGUUUAACAAAUACAUCAGAAAUAUUUCGGAACUUUAAAUAGAUUGCAAACCCAAAUAUUAGGGUUGGAGAUGUUGGUUUUUUGGGGGUGUGUUUUUUUAAAAAUAUAGGCUCUUGUUAAAACCUCACACCCAAGGUGAAUAUAUUUUAUUACUGUAUUGUAUAGAAAUCUUUGAGGACCGCUGUUUUUGUUAUAUGGGUAAAAACGCCGGCAUUGUCAACUUUCGAAAAAUAUGAUUCGACAGCAUUUAUUUUUUUCACGGUGCUUUUAAAAUAGUUAUCAACCCUAUACUAUGUGUAUUUAAAUGAAAUAUUAUUAAAUUUUACCAAGUAUAUUUUUAAAAACCCGGUCAAACCCAGGAAUUGAUUUUAAGAAAACAAAACACGUUACGCUAUUUUGACCUAUUUAUAGAAUAGAAAGACAAAUGACGUUUGUUAUAAAUAUAACUGCCAGGCGGUUUUCGCCCGACCGAAGCAAAAUAGACCGCGGUCCGUAACAAAUUCGCUGAGUUAUGUGAGAUUAAAGUUGUGUGCACAGAAUCCAUUACCAACACACAAAAAACCCGUUACUAUUUGUAAACAUCACUUAAAUAAUGAGAAGAAGGCAGUCAAAAGCCACAUAGCAAUGGUACCAGUCCUUGCCAGUAUUCACAGACAUUCCAAAAGCCGAUGAGUACAAUUUUGUUUGUUUUGGCCCCCAAAAUUCAAUUUAUUCCAAAAUGCCAAUAACGAAAUUUAAAUCGUCUAGAACAAGUCAAAUUGAAUGGCAAUGAACAUUUUAAAAAUUACCUUUCGUUAGUAGUUAUAGCUAUUUAAAUAUUGUUAUUGUAAUUGUCACAUAAGUUUAGUGAAGUUAUAUAGAGAAUUAUUUAAAACUAAAAACAAAAUACGCUACUUUCUACAUCUGUGUUUGUUUUGUAUAUAUAUUGUUUUAUAACAGGCAUACAUCGGUGAGGCUGCUGGAAAAAACAAUUGAUCACUAGAUUAGUUUCAGUACGUGUAUAAACGUGCCUAAAAGACACCCCAAGUCAUCCAGAACCUGAUUUCACCAAGACAAUGUCGCUGUUUAAGAAAUAAAAUGUAAUUUUUAUUGCUAUAAGUGUUACGUCAAACAUGUAUACCUUAUUAAAUACGUGUAAAGGUAGCUUUUGAUACUACUUUCAUUUGCUGCGAGUUAGGCUAUAACUCGAGUUAGGCUAUAACUCUAAAGAGACAAGUUCUAGCAGAUGCACGUACUUAAUUGUUUUUGAGGUACGGUAAUAAACGGAAUUCGUUACACAACCACUUCUUUGAAAAUGUGUGUGCAGAUGUCUGAAAAUUGUAUUAUGUGAUGUAAAUAUACAAUUGAAUUAUUGUGAAUAUUGUCGCUUUGCAUUGUGCUAAUAUGAAUCGGUUUCCUUUGGUUUGCAAUAAAUAGGCAAGAGUUCAAAGUAUAAACCUGAAACGUGAAGAAAAAAACCCAUCACCCUGAAAAACGAAACACAAACAACUUUGAAUAAUAAUGUUAUAUAUUCAACUUGUUUCAAAUAUUCCAAUGUAAACACGCCAAAUGUGAUUAAAAUAUCAUGUUCUUGCUAAAUAUAUCGGGAAAACCGAACCUGUUAUCAUACAUCACCAAACAAUGGACAUUUUAGUAAAAGUAACGUAUUUUGUUCUAAAAAUAGAAUAUUGCAUACACAACUAAAUGAACAUAAUUUGGACUAAUUUCUGAGAAUUACAUUUUUCAAAAUUUCUCUCGUCAAAAAUUAACAGUCGGCGUUUUUGCACAUAUAUUAUAUACAUUAUUUAUCCUAGCGACAAUUUAGACUUCUCGUUAUUGAUGUUAUAACAUCAUUGGAACCGUCUGCUAUCACAAAGAGCAUUCAUAACUAUGAGCUCAGUGAAAUUUGCUACACUUUCUAUAUUAUCAGGAUCCAGUGCUCAAACGAUUACGAUAUAAUAGUUGAGAAAAUUAUCUGACAGUAUACCAUUUCGUUUACUCUGUUAUUAAGUGUUGGGGAAAAGGUUAAGGAUCAACCCCGGGCUCGAAAUAAGAAAUAAAAUGUAGCCUGCUGUUAUUGUUUUUAAAACAGCAGGCCAAAAUAAAUAUAUAUUCUCCUGGGAAGUGUUUUGAAGUUUUUGUCUCACCUAGACAAAAUCAAAAGGUGAGAACCUAUUAUAGGGAUAUGUUUGGAUUUACAGGGCUUCUAGUAUUUUCAAAAAAUCCACUAGUCAUUGAAUCAAUGAUUUUCAAAAUCCACAAGCCAUGGUUAAACAUCUACAAGCCCUCAGACCUGUCAACCUUUAGUAAAGCAAAAGCUGGAGAUGUGUGUUGAAAAAGCAGGAGAUUUUUUUAAAUGUACACAAUUUAACCCAAAAUAGCAAUUUUUG